AGGCUGCAUUUAUGAGGGAAGGAAAGGGCGGCUUUGCUUGGGCGCAGGAAGGAGGCCUGGCCGUCGAGUCCCCGCCUCCUUGCCUUUCUCCUGGCCGGGGCGGGCGGGCGGAUGAGCAGGGCCGCCUCCCAGGGAAGGAAGGAAGGAAGGGGCGGGAACGCGGAGGUUGCCGCUUGCGCCGGCGCUGCCGCCUUUCGGUGCAGGCGGUCUGGGCGCUCCAUUCGCCAAGCGCGCGCGCGUGUGGGGUUUGCCAUGGUGCUGUUGCGCCGCGUGGCGCUGCCUCUGCUGCUGGCGCUGGCGGCGGUGGGGUGCCCGCGGGUGGCCUGGUCCCUGGUGUGGUACACGGCCUGGGUGACCACCAUGUACACCGAGCCCGGCACCAACCGCACGGUGCAGGAGAGCACCGAGAGCGGCCGCUACGGCGACGGCUCGCCCAAGGACAGCGCGCAAGGCCUGGUGGGCAUCCCCCGCGGCGGCGGCGGCGGCGGAGCGGGGAGCGGCCGCCACAUGGAAGGCUGCGCGCCGGGGAUCGACUACGAGAUCCCCAGGCCGCCCGGAGCGCAAUUCGCGGGGACGCCUCCGUCGUGGAUCGCUCUGGUGGCGCACGGGGGCUGCAGCUUGAAGGACAAAAUCGCCAACGCCGUGAGGAAGCGGGCGGCUGCCGUGGUGAUCUACAACGAGCCCAGGUUCGGCAACUCCACCCUGACCAUGUCCUAUAAUUACGGUGAGUGAUGCUGAAAGGGAAGAAGAGUUUGGGAAGUGGCAACUCGGGGAAGCUUGGAGUGGGGGGACCUUUGGGGUUUGGCGCAUCGUGUAGUCGCAUCAAAAGUGGGGAACAAGGCUGCAGAAAACUUCCCUGGAAGCAAGUGCCGUGUGAAUUUAGGGCUGGUGUGGUGUGCCAUGUGGCAGGCAGUGCCACAGGCUGUGCGCAGGUGGUGGAUGCUACUUUUGAGUCCCAUGUGAAUGCACACACUCCUUUGGCCAAGUCUGCCCAGAUUGUAUUGUGCUUGUUUUCAGAGAACAUCUUCAAAAAGUUCUCUCCCCCACCUGUAGGGAUGGUCUGUUUUACUACCUCGUUUGUGUAGGCAAGGCCUUAGCUUGGACCAAACAUCCCUCACAUCUACAGGUGCACAUGUGGAGCAGCAGAAGUUGACUUGAGUAAAAACGAAUUAGCCCUGUUGCAUCAAACCAAAGGCAGCCCAGCACCUUGGUUUGUGUUCUAUCCUUUUCUAUCCUUUUCUUUCUUCCAAGAAGCUCAAGGUACAAUGAUUGGCCCCCCCUUCCUAUAUUUUGUCUUUAUCAUUUCCCUGUGAACUAGGUUUUGGUGAUACAGUGACUAGCCCAAGGUCUACCAGUGAGGUUUAAAGGGUGGGGAUGUGGACCUGGUCCUCUCAUCAUGCUCCUCACAGUGCCACACAGUUGUCAACUGAAUGACUCCCAAGAAGUUCACAAAUAGAGAUGAAGCCUUUGCCGGUUGCUGAUCUUAGCAACUGGUUUUCAGUGGCACACUCCUGUGGACAUACUAUAUCUUUAAAGCGCUUUUGAGGCACAUCUCCAAAAGAAUUCUGGGCACUAUAGUUUUUCCUUCAUAAAGUUACAGUUCCCAGCAAACUUUAACCGACUACAGUGCCCAGAAUUCUUUGUGGGAAGAAAUGUGCUUCAAAUGUGCUUUAAAGGCAGUAUGUACACAGUAUUGCCUUUGCAUAUGGAAGUUCUGUGUAGCCAUCGUUUCUUACAGCCAUUAUUCGACUUAUACACCAAUAACUUGCUUAGCAUUCUUGUAAAACCACCUAAACUUGAGUGUUCCUGCCAUCCUAGCAGUUCGAAAGCACGUCAGAGUGCAAGUAGAUAAAUAUGUACCACUCCGGCGGGAAGGUAAACGGCAUUUCCGUGCGCUGCUCUGGUUUGCCAGAAGCGGCUUAGUCAUGCUGGCCACAUGACCCAGAAGCUGUACGCCGGCUCCCUCGGUCAGUAAAGCGAGACGAGCGCUGCAACCCCAGGGUCGUCCACGACUGGACCUAAUGAUCAGGGGUCCCUUUACCUUUAACCGUGAGUGUAGGCUGUUGCUGCAUCUUGUGACAAUGAAUCCCAUAAAUUAAUUACGCACUGUGUGAAGAAAUACUUCCUUUUGUCUCUCCUGAAUCCAGGUCCUAGUUACUGUGCAAGAAUAAAAAUUUAUUUCUGUAUACUGUUCAUAAUUUUAUUUCCUGCCCCCCCUCCCCCCCAUUAACUUCUUAGCAUGGAAAUGGAAGCCUAAAAAGCCUCAAACUAGAAAGUACUUUACUACUGAGCUACAUAAUCAGGAGUGCAUACUGUAAACCGCCCUAAGACCUCCGGGUAUAGGACGAUAUUUAAAUAAUAAUAAUAAUACUUCUUAGCAGUGAACCAAGAGGAGCAACGGAAGCUGUGCAAAAGUUAAGCCAGGUUUAAGGGAAGGUAAACUCCUUACUCAGGGAUCAUUUGCAAAGUCUCUGGAAAUAGGAACAGGGCUGAGCUUGUACAGCAGGUUUGUUUGGAGAUGUGAUUUGGUUUAGCAGGUUUGACACAGAAACAAGAGCAGCUGUGGGGAGGAGCAAGGAAAUGAAGAUGCUGAAGGGAGGCCUACAAAGUAGUAUCGUUCCCUUUUAUGAAAAUGUGAUAUAGGACUUUUCAGAUACAGUGGUACCUCGGUUUACGAACUUAAUCCGUUCCGGAAGUCCGUUCUUAAACUGAAACCGUUCUUAAACCGAGGCGCGCUUUCCCUAAUGAGACCUCCUGCCGCCAGUGCCGUUACACCGUUCGGCUUCCGUUCUUAGACAGAGGUAAAGUUUGCAAACCGGGACAUUACUUCCGGUUUUGCAGAGUUCACAAACCAAAUCGUUCUUAAAGCGGACUGUACUUAAACCGAGCUACCACUGUAGCUGAAAGAGAAAAUGGUCAGUGCUUCUGUAUAAAACACCAAAUAAACUGAAAAGCAAGUUGUUUGGAUCUAGUUAUUUCAAAACACAGUAGCUUCCUGGAUCCACAUCCUGUAUGCCUGCUACCUGUUUGCAAGUUCCUCUAAAUAUUUUUUCGGCUUUCUAGCUUGUGCAAUUAUACAAGAGGUGCAGGAAAGAAGCCUCAGCAGGCAGAUACUAUGUGCGCUUUUAUAGGACACAGCGUUCCAUCAGCAUUCAGAAAUAAAUGUGCUGUACUCAAAAUGACCUGCAUAAAGAUGCUGAGCAUGAUUUUAUAACUAACAUAAUUUUUUUUUUGCGAGGACAAGUAUAAAGCCUCUUCUUGGGUGCAUUUUGGUGUAAUGGAGUGGAAAGCAGCAUAUGAAGUGAUUGCAAGAAUCGUUUGGGGAAAACAGCCUCAAGGAGGCUGCAUAUGUAUGAUUCAUCGCAGCAAUAUUUCAGGUUUCCUAAGUAUUUUAAAAACACUGUGGCUUGUUGAAAGCAAGACAUAAUGGAGCCAGAUUGCAUGAGCAGAUGGGGGCAUCAUGUACAAUAGAAGCCUGGUAACAUACAGGUGCACUUUUGAUGCAUAUUGGGUUGAAGGGAGGACACAGGAAAACCAGCUUGGGUGCCAUUCAGAAAAGAAAGAAAACUACACAGCAAUAAUAGAAUAAAAGCACAACAUCCAAAGCCAAGGACAGCAGAGUUAAAACAUUAAAUAUAAGAUCAAACACCAAGAGAAAUAAGAAAAUGUUUUCGCUUCCAGUCUAAAAGUUACAGGGCAGCAUAGCAUUCCUAGUGGGGAUUUUGAUGGUAGGCUGACAUAUAACAGGGCUUUCAAAGAUUAUCUGCCACGGGCAGAUCUCCAUGGGAGGAGGUGGUCCUUCAGAUUCUGGUAAUGUGGCUCUAAGGGACAUGGGUGGCGCUGUAGUCUAAACCACUGAGCCUCUUGGGCUUGCCAAUCGGAAGGUCGCGGUUCGAAUCCCUGUGACGGGGUGAGCUCCCGUUGCUCGGUCCCAGCUCCUGCCAACCUAGCAGUUCGAAAGCACACUGGUGCAAGUAGAUAAAUAGGUACCUCUGCAGCAGGAAGGUAAACAGAGUUUCAGUGCGCUCUGGCACUCAUCAUGGUCCUCCAUGUGCCAGUAGCGGUUUAGUCAUGCUGCCCACAUGACCCGGAAAACUGUCUGUGGACAAAUGCCAGCUCCCUCGUCCUAUAGAGCGAGAUGAGCGCCGCAACCCCAUAGGCGCCUUUGGCUGGACUUAACCGUCCAGGGGUCCUUUACCUUUACCAAUGUGGCUCUAAGCAGUUUGUGUACUAGUUGCCAGCACUUUGAAUUGGACCCAGAAGCAAAACUGGAGUCGAUGUCUACACACGGAUUGUUUCCCAUGGCCUUUGUGUGGGACCUCUUCUUCUGUCCUGACUUUUGUGGGGUGGGGGAAUUGCACGUGGUUGGUUGAUGCCUAGCUUGUAGCCCUAAGGCCAGAGUUUCAUGAGUAGAGAAGUAUUAAGUUCUCUUCCCCAAGCCCCAAAUGCUACAUAUAUGGAAAUUGGAGAUGAGGAAGGCUGAUAAAUGGAGGAACUGGUUAAGAGAAGCGUGGUUGAAUCAUGAAUGGCCUGUUUCUUCUUUGAUUAAAAACAAACAUGUAGCAUCUCUGGAUUGCAACAUUUGAGCAUCCUGAUUGACAUCCUGAUAACUUAAGAGGCCAAGAUACGAAACUGCUUCUUAAAAGUAGGUCACUGGAACUGUUUAUAUGCACUAUAUAUUUUUCUUUUCUCGAACGCAGCCCUUCUCUGUGUUGUGAAAUUAGUUAUUGCAGUUGCAGUGUCUGCAAUCACUUUAGUCAGUGUUGAAGCAUUUGCAAAAUCAGAAUAUUGUCAGUUACAAACUUAAUGUGGAGGAGGGAUGUUUUUCUUAUUGGCUUACUUAUAGCAAAACAAUGCUGUUGAUCUUAUUCCGCCUCUUCUGGGUUUUAAGCAUACAUAUAGGAAGCACAGUAAAAGUUGAGCCCAAGUGCAUGCUAUUUAAAGUUUGGGAACAGGUGGGUGGCAAGUAAACAUAGUUACAUCGCAGGUCUAUUCACCAUCAUUCAUUGUAUUUAUAUUUUCAAAAUGAAUCUUAAUCUCAAGCUAAAUUUAUGCAUGAUAUGGCCUCUCAUCCUUAUGUGUAAUCUUGCUUGGGCUGUCGGGUAUGGCAAUCACAAGGAGCCAAUAAUCCAAAAACAACAAGGGUUUAGUAGAGAGGAAAACUCAAAUAUCAAGACACUCUUACGGUCCACAUGUCUCUUGAUUGCAGAUUUGUAAACCAUUUCACAACAAGAAGUUACCAAAGUGGCAUAGAAUGAAAUAAGAUGAAAUACAAAAUAUUACAAACAGAAGACAGUACCUCCCCCCCGCCAGAAAAACCAGCAACCACAAAUUGGCAUGUGGGAAUCUUGAUAACCCUCAAAUAGAAGGAGGACAUGUCAGGAGAUGAACGCCACAGAAUGUCUAGAGUGAAAAGAUUCCUGGAUUCUAAGAUUUUAUUAUAAUUUAAGACUUUGUUUUCCCUAUUAUAAGGGGGAGAGCAUGGCAGAUGUAGGACUUAUUCUUGCAUCAUAUCCAACAACAUGCUGGGUGGGAUCUUGAAGGAAAAACUACAGCAAAAUUACUUCUUGUGUACUUUAUGUAAGGUUGCCUGGAUUUCAUACAGAGAAUAAAAAAGUUGUGCAAGAGCCCACAUGACUCCUGUUUUUCUUUCCCUUGACAGGUACUGGCAAUGCAGUUGUAAUUAUGGUUGGAUAUCCCAAAGGCAUGGAGAUCUUGGAACUGGUGCGAAGAGGGAUACCAGUGAGGAUGUCUAUUGGUGUUGGCAAGCAACACAUGCAAGAAUAUAUCAGUGGACAGUCUGUUGUAUUUGUAUCGAUUGCAUUUAUCACCAUGAUGAUCAUAUCGUUGGCAUGGCUUAUAUUUUUUUAUAUACAGCGCUUCCUCUAUAGUGGAUCGCAUUUUAGAAGCCAGGUAAUUACAUGGGUGAUUUUUCUUCUUCAAUUUCUGUAGUGAAAAAUGUUUGCUUGUAAUUAGGGCUGCGAUUCCUGUGCUUGGCAUAGAGAGAAGCACUGUUGCAAUGGUUUUGAUCUGAGUCUUACCUUCAUGUGCAUAUUGCACAUUUGCCAAUAUCCUGUGCACAUUCCCAUUUCAUGUGUUAACACUGGGCCAACAUAGGUGCAGGAUUAUAGGUGCUUUUGUGCCUUUCAGUUAAAGGAACCCUUAGAUCUUGGAUAAGUGAGUUGUUAGAUUACUCAGCAUCUCAGGUGGUUUUGUAGCCUUACUGGAGUUCACCGAUUGGGUCUGCAUUGCUCCCGGACAGGAGGAAGGAAGUCAAAUGACACCGAGGGUUGGUUCAGAGAAAGAGUUCUUUAUUUCUGCUUUCCGGAACAGCAGAAAGACACCUGUGUGGUGUGUCCACAGCAAGUCCAAAGAAAUGAGAAAUUUCAUGCAGUAUAUAUAUCCUCCAGGCACCCUCUCCCUCCUUCCCCAGGAAUCUAACCACGUCAGCCUAUACACACAGGCUGACAUCACAUAUGUUCCUGCUCCGGUAUUCUUAACCAUAAAAGGGUAUUCCUUCCUGUACUUCAGACCAUAAAAGGAUAUUCCUUCCUGUACUUCUGACCAUAAAAGGGUAUUCCUGUUCCUACUCUUAUCUUGGAGCAAGAGGUAACCAACUUGGGAACACACUCUGGCACUAUUCCCGGACUAGGUCUGUGUGUCAGGACAUAAGAUAAGACCUAGACAUGUCAUCCCUACUCCACUGGAACAGCCAAGGUCAUCCUUGCUGUCACGAGCUGAUAAAGGAGAGGGCUCUGAGCACUUGUUUAUACAGCCAGGUUUUUGUUUAUACAUUGACUCAGAGCUCAAGUUAAUGGAUUUUAGCUAAGGAAAAAUAGGGAUUUUGGUGCCCGUUUCAAACUGCCUGCACAGUCAGUUUUGGGUUUUGGAAACCCGUUCCUUCAGUUUCUCAUAUAAUCUCAUUUAAAUAUGCACUACUGAUUGAAUUGGUUGUGUGUAUGGUGCUGUUGUUUUUUAGGGCCAUAGAGAAGAAACCAUAAAAGCAAUUGGCCAGCUUCCACUGCAUAUUGUAAAGCAUGAAGAUAAGGUAAUGUCAAUCAGACUAAUGUAGAUGGAAACGUCUUCCAUUAGCAGAGUUUCUUUAAAAUGAAAUGAAAUAAGAUGGCUUGGUCAGAAGAGCAUGAGACUCUUAUUCUUAGGGUCAUGGGUUUGAGCCCCAAAAUGGGCAGAAUAUUCCUGCUUUACAGGGGAUUGAACUAAAUUGGGCUUCGGGCCCUCGUAUUUACAGGACCACCUCUCCUGGUAUGCCCCGCAGAGGACCUUAAGGUCCAUGAAUAAUCACAGUUUAGAGGUCCUGGGCCCUAAGGAAAUCAGAUUAUCCACCAGGGCCAGGGCCUUCUCAGUGAUGGCUCUGACCUGGUGGAAUGCUCUGUCCCCUGAGACCAGGGCCCUGCAGGAUUUAACUUCCUUCCGCAGGGCCUGUAAGACAGAGCUGCUCCGCCUGGCUUUCAAUUUGAACUUAGCCUUCCCUCCCCCUCCCCUUUUUAUGAAGAUUACCCGCUCUGGGAUCCCACAGCUAAUUCUCCCCUGGUCUCCUCGCUGGCCCAAAUAGGACUAAUUUAGCCAGCUAGCCCUGGUGAUCAUCUAAUGUUUAUUGGAUGGAUUUUCCCCCAAAUUGAUUUUUGAAUUCUGAUUUUGUUAUUCACGUUUUAUACUGUAUUUUAUGCUGUUUUUUGUUGCAUCAAUUAAGUGUUUUAAAUUUGUUGUUAACAGCUCUGAGCCCGGUUUUCUGAACCAGGAAGGGCGGGUAUAAAUAAAAAAUUAUUAUUAUUAUUAUUAUUAUUAUUAUUAUUAUAUUAAAUGAUCCUCAUGGUCCCUUCCAACUCAUCAGUUCUGUGAUUCUGUGAACUUCCUUUGCCUGGUUACAUACACAGGUAGGUGUAUGUAGAAUCUCGUUGGUUGCUCCAUACACCCAAGGGAACUUAAUCAAUAGCAGCUUGUGAUGACACAUGGUAAGCUGCUUCUGAAACCAAUGACCUUUUUUUUAAAAAGUCUGUGAUAUGGCAAAAACAGAACAAUAAUAAUAGAACAAGCAUUCCAGAAUGCAAACCCAAGGUCUUAAGCAUGCCAAAAGUAUCUUUUUAAAAAAAACAAAAACACCACGCUGUUUCUGAGAAAGGGAGUCUCAUGUUCUUGUUUGCUCUAAAACCCUAGGUCAUGAGUCUAUAAUUUGUUCAGUGCACCACAUAAUUGUACAAGAAGACACACAAAUACAAAAUUGUACAUAAUUGUUUUUAGUUAUGGGAACUGCUCUGAAUUUCUGGCAGUAACACAGUAAUAUAAUAAUAUCAGUUGGAAUUUGCAAUAAUUUGUGAAGAUGAUCUAACUGAUACCAAAUGCUAAUAUGACUGAGCCACGCCUGGAUACUUACAGCAGAGUGUUCAUAAUUGCCCAAGCAGAGUUAAUAGGUUUCUCUGGGCAGAGCCAAUAGCAGCAAAAGUCUUGCUGUUGCUACUUGGCUGAGUUAAACCAUUUUAUAGCUAUGUAUUUUAGCAACAAGUGUCCUGAUCAUCACGAAAACCGUAUAUGAGUGGCUUAAGAGAUUGCGUAAAAUAAAUGCAGAUAUAUAUAUAUGCGCGCAACCUCGCCUUUACUCCUGGAGCUUGCUGCUAUCCGCAAGCCUUCUGAGCCCGGCGGAUAGCUGCCCGAAGCCCGGGGUGCGCAGUGCUGCGCUCCCUGGGCUUCGGGCUGCAGGCUGCUAUCCGCAAGCCUUUGGAGCCCGGCGGGCACUCCCGCCAUGCUCCGAAGGCUUGCAGAUAGCUUCCUAAAGCCUGGAGAGCGAGAGGGGUCGGUCCGCACUGACCCCUCUCGCUCUCCAGGCUUCAGCGAAAGCCUGCAUUCGCCCCAUAGGACGCACACACAUUUCCCCUUCAUUUUUGGAGGGGAGAAAGUGCAUCCUAUAGAGCGAAAAAUAUGGUAUAUUGGUUGUGGCUGAACUUUAUAGUCCAGCGUUCUGAAUAAUUUGGUUUACUUGAUUUCUGCUCCUGACUUAGAAACUACAAAUAUUCUAACUUAAGUCUCACUCUAUUUGAGUAUCAAUGGGAAUUUCAGGUAAGACCUGUAUGGAAUACCUCAUGUAGCUUGCUGUAUUUUCACUUGGCUUGAAAUUGAUCAGCUCACUACUUUCCAGCCAAUUUUUGUAAUCUGUUAUGGUAUUUCAACAUUUAGAAUUUGAGUUGGCCGCUUUGCAGAUGCAAAGAUACUUGCUGUAUAUUCUUAACAUGGUAUUUCAGAUUAAGUUAGUCUUUUUGUAUCAUUUGUGUGCUCUGUAAUGUUGCAUUUCUUUAGAAAUUCUUGUCCUGGUAUCUGAAUUGCUUCCUUGCUUAUUUUCCCCUGCUUAUUUGUUCUUCUACAGGGCUUGAAUGUCGAUGCUGAAAAUUGCGCUGUAUGCAUUGAAAACUACAAACCAAAGGAUAUCGUUCGAAUCCUGCCUUGCAAGUAAGCUUAUUUAAAUUUGCUUCAGUGGGGUAUCAUUACUUGGGAACUAUUUAACAAAAUGCAUUAAAAAAAAUCGAGUCCCCAGUGUUUUUAAGAUUGGAGAAAGAUAAGUGCACAGUAGCUUUUUGAUUUAUUUUUCAUUCAAGCCUAUGAACUCGCAGGUUUUGUACAAUGCUAGCGAUAAGGAGGCAUUCGUUCAUUUCUUCCAACUUCUGUGCCCUAAAAACAGGGAUGAGGAACUUGUGGCUGCUGGACAGCAUUUCCUGACAAGUUGUCCAGUGUGGGUUCCAUGAAGUGGGUGCCACCACAUUGAAAUGCCCCGUUACGGGUAGAUUGUCAAAACCAACCUCAGGGGCAUGUGCUGCCAGCAGAAGGGUCUUUCCCUGUUCGGGGACUGACUAGGGCAGUAUUGGAGAUGACAGCUUCUCAAAUUACCAUGUCCUAACUUUUUUAGGGAUAUAUAUAUAUAUCUAUCAAUAUCUGUCUUUGCUUGCUAGCAAAUUAACAUCCAGAGUAGAUCCUUCAAAGGGGGGCAUUAUAUUCUGAUGAUACGGGCCCUCAUUCAGCCGCCGAUCCACAGCAUUCUGUGCUAGCUGAAAUUUCCAGACCAUCCCCCAGGUGUAACCCCAUACAGUCAUUCAGUGGUCCGUGCGCCACUAUUAACUACAGAUUUAAUUUGUGCGGAAGAUUGAAUUGCAUAGUUACCCUGGAUCUUGUCAAGGUGGGGAUUGUUUUCGGCCUGCUCAGCAAACGCUGCAAUGCUGCCUUAUCGAAGUUUUGCUUUAGAUAAGCUUUUUGUUCCUUUAAUGUUGCCAAAUUACAUUGCAUAAAAGAACAGCCCUUAUAUUUGAUUUCAAAAACUAUGAUGUCUCUUCAGGCACGUCUUUCACAGGCAUUGCCUCGAUCCCUGGCUGCUGGAACACAGAACGUGUCCAAUGUGCAAACUAGAUGUCAUCAAAGCUCUCGGAUAUUGGGUAGGUUGGAAAUGUGUAACUAAAUCUGUGAUAAGGCUCUAGGCAUCCUGUUUGGGGCCAGGUAAUACCUGCGCCAGCCAAGCAUCCAGCCAGCCACGGCAUAUUACUUUUUGCAGGGAGGAGCCCAAGCUGGUUUUAUCUAGAGAAGGUGCCUGUUGUUAUGGUCAAUUCAAUUCUGCAUAAUCAGAAGCCGGAAAUCUGUCUCGUUGAACUUCACCAGUGAAAACUAGGUACUGUUGGUUUACAAGUCCCCCUCUCACUGCUCUCGGAGCUUGCUUACCGGUAACCACCUCUGGCUGAUAUCCCAGACAGACCAGGAAGAUUUUGAUAGGCGACAUUUUCCCAGCGUGGGUAAAUGCACACCCCCUCCUCCUGCUUCUUCCCUAGCAGGGAAAGGAGAUAAGUCAGAAACGUCUAUUUACAUUCUUUUAUUUCUGACUUUACAGCACCAUAGAAAAACACGCCCUUUCAGUUCAGUUCUUCUAGCAAGUCAGACAAACUUCCUGUACAUGCGCAAACGGAAGGUUUCAAAUUACACUCUUCACAGAGCCUUUUCCAGCCUGUGAACUUCCUGGGAAAUUCUUUCCCACAGUUAGCCGCAUCAUGUGAUGUCAACAAGCUGGCGGUUUGCAACUGCGAUGUUUCCAUAUACUGACAGGUACAUGUUGACGAAACAAUCUGGCAAGAGCAACCAAACCAAGAUCAAAACUCAAUACUGCUGACUGCAAAGUACCAGCUUGCCUCUCCCACCCCCAUCAUAUGUUCUCCUUGUGUAGGACCAAAUCUUUUUAGAAAGGCUCAGGCUCCUUCUUGUCCCAGUGGCUCAUUUCCUAAAUCACCGUAGUUGGGCAGACGUUCAGCUCCUCAGUGAGAAGACUCAUUGAGUUAGGUCCGCUGCGCUACAAUCUCUUCCAGCCAUCCAGGAUGUGAGCCUGAACCAGUACGUUUCCGAGCACAAUUCAAAGUGUUGGUGCUGACCUUUAAAGCCCUAAACGGCCUCAGUCCAGUAUAUCUGAAGGAACGUCUCCACCCCCAUCGUUCUACCUGGACACUGAGGUCCAGCGAAGAGGGCCUUCUGGCGGUUCCCUUGCUGCGAGAAGCCAAGUUACAGAGAACCAGGCAGAGGGCCUUAUCGGUAGUGGCGCCCUCCCUGUGGAACGCCCUCCCACCAGAUGUCAAAGAGAACAACUACCAGACUUUUAGAAGACAUCUGAAGGCAGCCCUGUUUAGGGAAGCUUUUAAUGUUUGAUGUAUUAUGGUAUUUUGAUAUUUUUUUUGAAGCUGCCCAGAGUGGCUGGGGAAGCCCAGCCAGAUGGGCAGGGUACAAAAAAUAAAUUGUUGUUGUAGUAGCAGAAUCCAUGUUUGGCCUGAAGAGCUCUUCAGGCUCAGUCCAUAGCAUCUCAUUUAGCAGGCCUGUGGAAGUUUUUUUCUCCCUGAUUGACAACCCUGGGAAGUUUCACCUAUCUGGGUAUCUGAGAUGGAAUGUGUGUGUUGUGAUUGCUGAGCUACCACAGGCAGUUGUCUAAAAGCAGCUUGGCUCAGCUCAGUUGCUAAUUUCAGAUGUGUCCCCUGAAAACGGAUGUGCUUCUAUAAAUGAGUGGCUGCCACUGUUGAGAUGUGUAUAAAGCUGCCCCUGGUGGUGCAUUUAUUUGGCAAAGCAGUUUUGCUGAUUUCAGAAUUAAGUGUGGGGGUGGUCAAAGCUUCGGUGUGCCAACAUGUGGGCUUGGGAAAGCAGUUUGACCUCACCCCCAAAGGCACACGCCCCAAUUUUGUCCCAAGACAGGCAAAUAUCAACCGAAAUACCUGUGUUGUGCCCCAUCCUGCCUCCUGGCUAUGUUACAGUGUGAAAAGAGUUAGGAAAUUGGCUUAUAAGUUUUGGUUUAAAAGAGAGAGUGUGUGUGUGUUCCUGGUACAUUAGCUUGACCUCUUUUCCCUUCUCCCCCACCCCUUUUCAAUAACAGUCUUGCUCAGGGGUCAGCAAACCUUUUCAGCAGGGGGACGGUCCACUGUCCCUCAGACCUUGUGGGGGGCCGGACUAUAUUAGGGGAGGGGGGAAUGAACGAAUUCCUAUGCCCCACAAAUAACCCAGAAAUGCAUUUAAAUAAAAGCACACAUUCUACUCAUGUAAAAACAUCCUGAUUCUCGGACCGUCCGCGGGCCGGAUUUAGAAGGCGAUUGGGCCGGAUCUGGCCCCCAGGCCUUAGUUUGCCUACCCGUGGUCUUGCUGGUUAACACUUCUCCCCCCCCCCUUUCAACUUCAAAGGGAGGGCCUGCAGAUGAACAAGAAGUUGCAAUGCCUGAAUCAACAAGUGGCAGCAUAUUGGCCGAGAGCUGGAGUAUUGCUGUGCCAGAAGAGAACAGAAAUGAAACAAGUGACUUAUCAGCAUCUUCUGCUAACGGAUCUGCAUCAAGUAGUAACGGUUUAAAAGAGGAUGCAAGUGAAAGAACAGCCUUACUUGGUAUGUAACCUUAUAUCGUGUUUCUUUUUUUGUAGGAACUGAUAUCCUAGAAACCAGAUGUCAGAUUCAGCAUCUCAGUUGAACUGUGGAUAGACUUAAAAACCUUGAUUAUCUCACUCAGCUGGGCAAAUCAAAGGAGGUUCCCAUGCUGUUUUUUGUAGAUCAGAGCACUAAUCCCAAACUCUUUUGCAUACUUUAUGAAGGUCUUUGCUGUGGUCAUUCUGCAGGAAGAGCAUAACACAAUUGUAUACAUGGAUCAACAGAAAUGAUACUGAAGGGGGGGAUAUAUGUUUCACUUUUUGAGGAUAGAAACUCAAGCGGAACUUAGAUGAGGAGAGGCUGACUUGAAAGAACAAUAUUUUCUUCUAGGAAACUGCCCAUAACCCUGAAUAGUGUUUGUUUAUUGUGAUGAUAAAUGUUUUGGGAAUUCAAAAUUCAUUUGCCUUCAAGGCUAAACCAUGAUGCUUUUGUUAAUGCAAAUUGUUUUUAACUUAGAUGACUUGGUUCCCAAUUAAAUGAUGCACUUUAGGCAUGUGUUAUAAUUUCUAUAAUAUAGACAGUGGAACUCAAAGUGUAUUAAACAUGUUAUGUAUUUUCUAGAAACGGAUGGCAGAGAUAAUCGACUUGAAGAACACCUGUCUAAUGGAAACACUGUAUGAAAGCUUGACAGCUUGAACUGGGAGCGAAAUGUCUAUUUUGUUUUGUUUAAAUGCUGUGGACUUGUGUCUAGCUUAAAUGUGUUACUUUUCUAAUUCACGUUUCAAAAGGGCUAAUAACUAGAGGCUUUGCUUUGUAAGAAGAGUAAUACCCGAUACAAAAUGCAAUAACUCUAGUAUGAGUUCCUUCUUUUGACCAAAAAUGAGAGUUGAGAAAUGAGACAAAUUUAUGAGGGUUGGUGAGAACCAGAAGGAAAAAUAUCUGUUGCUACUUAGAAAACUGGCCUAUUUUUUAAAAGCUCAUUUGGCACUUGUUGAGAUUGCUGCUGUUUUUCCAUGGAGAUUUCCCUUUGCAACUCUUUUGUAAGAAACAGGUUCUCUUUCUUUGCUUGGUUUCCUUGUCCCUUGGUUUGUAGGGACACAAAUCGAGUUAAGGAAGGGAGCUCCCAAGUGAAAACUCCCCCUGGAAAAAGAGUAACAAGUUCAGAAGUAACCUCUGUGCCAGAACAGCUAUUACAAGAUCAAUACUAGGAGUACAAAUUGCACAGGUUAACAGAUAAAUGUGGGUGAUUUAUGAUAAAUGUACAUAUAGCACAUAUGCAACACUGAGGUUUACUUUUUAAAAAUUGUGUUUUGAGUACAUAGUAUGGACCUGCAAAGUAUUCCAGUAGUUGCGAGAAUUUCUGCCACGUGCUUGCCGAAAAACCUGAUGACUUUUUCAUUUGCCUGUUAGGUCAAUAACUUUAAGGUGUGCCACACAGUUAUUGUAGCUGGCAGGCAAUCUAUUAGUGCCUCGGGCAACGCAAACGAGCUACCUUGGACUGUGAAACACAGUGGUGCAGCAGUUGUUCAUGUUGCACAUGGAGAGUAAUUUAACUUUAACUCUUCUCCACUCUUUCCCUUCACUGUUGUUUUUUUGUAUGCUGUUUUUGGAUUUUUCUCUACCUUAAUUCAUUCCUGAGAUGUUCGUAAAGUUAUUGUUUCUGUUAUGCAAAGGAUUGUUAGAUGCUUCCAAGUAGAGGUUUGCACAAUAUAGUUACUGGUUUUUUUACUGUUCUAGAUUAGCAGUAUUGUGCCUUAGAGUAGUUGAAAAGCACUAAGCCUGAAGUGUAUAAAAUAGAUACCAUUGCACUGUUUAAUUUUUACCUCUGCUUCAGGUAAAUCUAUAUACAAUAAGCUCUAGAGGAAAAUGGUGAAUUGUGUAUUUAUAGUUCUCUUAAGCGUUGGAUGAACAUUUUAGAAUUCUAAUAGUUAUAAAUGAAUGUACGGAAUCAUACCGCCAAGUCUGUAAGAAACGUUUUGCACCGUGUUUAAACUUAGAUAUUUGGUAAGGUGCUUUUUUUAAUGUCAGAGAAAAUAUGCAACCUAGUACUUAAAUUGGAUCAGUAUUUAAUUUCAGUAUUUUCAAGUUUGAGGAAGAGAAAUUCAAACAUGGGUGGGGGCAGAUGCAGGAAGAAACAGGGCGAAGAUUCUGAUAGAAAUCCUACCAAAAUAUUCUGGGGACCUCGCCACCUUCUCUGAUGAGAGUAACCCAGCCAACAUGUCAUGCAUUAAAAUUGGCCUCUGCAAGACCUGCCUGCAUCUUACAGCCAGCACUUAAUGGAAUGGACCAUGCCAUGACUACUCCCUGUGUCUUCAAACAAUAUGGAUGCUGCUUUCAAAAAGGAACUGCCUUUGAACUGUUUAGUCACUCAUCUUUCCCUACAUCCUUAGCACAAAGCGGAAGUGUUACUUGGUUAGUUGUUUUCAGCACAUCACAACUCCAGCUUAACAUCGCGGAAAAAGGAGGACGUUGUUUUUUGUGUGCCUUGAAAGUCUCCAGAUCCUUCCUAACAUUUGCAAUGUAGCACCUGCCUUGGAGAAAGCAGUAUGGUGAGUACCAACUACAUUUUCCCCCUGUAAAAAGAGUUGGGUUUAUGAUUGCUUUUCUUCCUGGGUUUAUUUCUUAAAGGUCUGGGAAAGCAGCCAAUAAUAGGCAUAUUAAAACUUAACGGAGCAUGUGAACCAGAAUUUUGGAAUAUGGAAUCCACAUCUAGCUGCUAGGCACUAAAUGUGCUUUACCUGUCCCUCUCUGAAUAUAGCAUCUUGGAAACUUGGCUGUAGGUAGAUGUGUAGAAACAUGCAGGUGGUGUCUGGUGGGAAGAGAAGAGUUUCCCAUGGCAACAGGGUAUGAUUGCUGCGUUAUGUGCAAUUUAGUUCCUAUCCUAGAGCUGUUCUGUAAGCCUUUUUGCUCUCCCAUGUCUUUAUCCAUCCCCACCCCAAAGCCCAAUAUUGGAGGGAAUGAAAUAGGCAUCUUGGAAGCAGACUCAGUUAUGCAAAUUAUAUAGGUAAAUUAUCUAAAGUAAAUUAUAAGUAAGAAGAUUAUAUAAUCUGAACACAGCAUCUGACCUUGGACAAUUAGAAUUGUUUGUUUUUCGGAGAUGGGCUGCUAAUAGUUCGAUUUCUGUAUGGCUUUGUGUGCUGCUGAGGAGUGAUGACAAAAAAGGCCGAAUUGCAGUGCUUGCUAACAGUUUUCUCUCUAAAAGGCAUGAUGACAAAACCUCCUGAAGCGACCUUUUCGUCUGACCUCAGUAACGUCACACAAAGUAAAAUGACAGAGCUAUGUGAACCUUAAAAUUACACUAUCUCUUGCCUGCAAAUGGUCAGUAUCGCCUAAGUACGGAUAGAUGCUGCAUUCAGAUAUAUCUGCAUCUGACCUUGUGCUUCUGCAUUCCCUCCUUCCCUUUCGCUAAAUGGGAGAAGUCUGAAGUCAGCAAGCCAACAAUGAAACUUGGUUUGGGGGUUUUAGUUUGGGGAAACCCAAUACAGUGGUGCCUCGCAAGACGAAAAGAAUCCGUUCCGCGAGUCUCUUCGUCUUGCGGGUUUUUUCGUCUUGCGAAGCAAGCCCAUUAGCGGUUUAGCGGAUUAGCGCUACAGUAUUAGCGGCUUAGCGGGCUUAGCGGAUCAGCUGAUAAGCGGCUUAACGAUCAGCUGAUAAGCGGCUUAACGAUCAGCUGAUAAGCGGCUUAGCGAUCAGCUGUUAAGCGGCUGAGCCGCUCAGCGGAUAAGCAGUUUCGCGGCUUGGGAAACGGGGGAGGAAAAACCCUGCAGGAACUCGCAAGACAUUUUCGUCUUGUGAAGCAAGCACAUAGGAAAUUCGUUUUGCGAAGCACCUCCAAAACGGAAAACCCUUUCGUCUAGCGGGUUUUCCGUCUUGCGAGGCAUUCGUCUUGCGGGGCACCACUGUAAUGGAAACUUACAAAUCUUCCCUCCUUGCAUGUGGGAUGGUGCCAUUAUGUUUGAGCAGCAUCUUUAGGCCCACAACUGAUUCAAGCCAAGGAUUAGACUGCCUUGACUAACUUUCUAAAAUACCCGUGCCUAGGCACUCUUUGUAGACAUGUCUGCCUAGAGCAAUUCCUUAGUUGUCGCUGGCAAUAUACUACUUUAAGACAAGGGUGGGGGGAACCUGCGGCUUUCCAAAAGUUGCUGGAUUCCAACUCCCAUCAGUCCCUGCUUGCAUGGCAGAUGGCCAGAGGUUAGAACAGUGGACUUAGCUGUGUUAAAUUCCUUUCUUGCAGUGUAUUGGUGGUUGGGGGCAGGGGCGGGGGGACAUCCUCGAAUAGGAUGGGCUUCCAACUUGCUCCUAUAGGCCAGGCUAUGCAAACCAGGCUUGCAGGCUUGCAAGUUGCAGCUGCCAUCUUGUGUGAGAGAGUCUCCCACAGGUGCCUGUCAAAGCAAGCAGGGCCUGAAUGCCAUCAAUUCCCAGCAAAAAGGGUGUUCAGAGGCAUCCUAUCUCCACUGGUGGAAGCAUAGCAUAGCCCUUGUGGCCUGUAGCCAUUGAUAGCAUUGUUGAGAGUUGUAGUCCUGGAACAUUUUGAUGGGCAACAGGUUUCCCUGUCCCCUUCUUCAGGCACCGAGUUGAAAAACCUUGUAGCUUGUUCUGUGAAUGGAAGAGGUCUGCGAUCUAGCAGAGGUUCCUACCUGCAGAAGUUGAGGAAGUGAUUUCCCCCUCUUUCUUACAAAAUUUUCAGGGAGCUGUGUGGGGGACAGUGAAAAUCACUUAUUCUCCUUUCUGUGUGUUGAGCACAGCUCCCUGGAUCAUCGUUCAGCCCUGACUUUGGACAAUCUAUGUGCUUGAACAAUUGUUCCUGCUAACUUGUGGUACGGAAAUUGUUUCGACAACUCAUUUCUUUUCUCAUCUAGGUGUUUCCCGCCCUCCCCCCCCCCGGACAAACUCUUCUGGAACUUGCCCACACGGACUCGGCACUGACUUACUGCUGCUACAUUCUUAAUUUUUAUCUGUGAGACAUCCCUUCUUUCAACUAUUUUAAGGCAGAAAGAUUCCAUGUGUGGUCUGAAAAAGAUUGACUUGCCUGCAGGUGUUGUCUCAUAUGACAGACAUGGACAUUUUGUAUAUAGGGCACUGGGUUUAAUUUAAAAUGUGUGUGUGAAAAUGCACCUUAAAAAAGGCUUGAAGUACAGUAGUAGGUAAAUUGCCUUAAACCAAAAUAAGCCAAUUGGAAAUAACGAAAGCUGACUUUUCUCCUUUUGAGUGUCCAGUUUUUUAAGACAGUUGGCAGCAAAACAAACUAAAAGUGUUUCUGACUGGCCCUGUUUCAAGUGGGCCCUUCUGCUAUAGUGGUGUCCCGUCAGCUGAAAAGGCCUGUGUGUCCAUUUAUUGGAAGUAGUUUAAUAUUAUUCCUGAACAGAAAACUACUGAUAACAGUUUGACUUGUUGCUGUACAAAACUGAGGUUAUUGAGGGUUUUGUGCUUGAGCCUGGUUUUAAUUUUACAAGGCAGUUUCUGUGGCUCAAGUUUAAUGUAUAAAACAAUCUCUACACACUCUUAAAAGCAAAAUUCAAGUUUUCUUUUUUAAAAAGCAAGUUGCCUACAUAGUCUCUGCACAAACGGUGUAACUGUUUAGAAUACUUCUAUUGUGGAGGGUUGCUGUUACAGACUAAAAUUGAACAUGGCACCCUUCGUUACCAAAAAUCUUGCCAGGGUACAAUGUGCUUAAUCCUUUUUCGAGCUGAACAUUCUAGUGGUGGGGUGAGGGGCACAUUGAAGCUUUUGCUUGAGCUGAAAUAAAAAUGGUAGUUCCUUCAGCUGACGACAAAGGGAGGACAGGAGCAGGACAACUCAGUGAAGGAGCCAGCCUCUUUUAUCUUGUCAGCUGCUACCUGGUAAGCAUUCAGUCAAUCAGUUCUCCUUGAAAUUUCCAAUGAAUAACUGGUUACCAUUGUUUAUUACCUCUACCACCCUAGUCAACUUUUUUGUUUUUUGUUUGGUCAUGUCUUUUAAGAUUGUAUGCCUGAGGGCAGGGACUGUCUUCAUCGAUCUUUAAGCUUUGUGGGGAGCCAUUUUUGGCUAAAGAGCAGGAUAAAACAGUCUAUAAAUAAAUAAAAAUGUGGAAAGUACUUA
Podarcis lilfordi (Lilford's wall lizard) is the source of this 18949-nucleotide messenger RNA. The record is from the annotation of a GenBank genome assembly. NCBI's taxonomy places the organism in Eukaryota, Metazoa, Chordata, Lepidosauria, Squamata, Lacertidae.